This is a messenger RNA of Triticum dicoccoides, 1044 nucleotides long. RefSeq names its product probable pectinesterase 66. The coding region runs from base 1 to 1044 and encodes 347 amino acids. Gene Ontology annotation, molecular function: pectinesterase activity. Lineage: Eukaryota; Viridiplantae; Streptophyta; Magnoliopsida; Poales; Poaceae. The record is from RefSeq and is a predicted model, not a curated record. The transcript has 2 exons. Gene Ontology annotation, biological process: pectin catabolic process; cell wall modification.
AUGGGGUGCCAUCGUACUGUUAGUUUGGUCGUGCUCGUGCUCGUGCUGCUGCUCCAGUGGCCGGCGUUGAGCUCUGCGUGGGCGCCGGUGUCGAGGACCAUCACCGUGGACAGUGAUGGGCGAGGGGAUUUCAGGAGCGUUCAGUCGGCGGUGAACCUCGUCCCGAAUGGCAACCGCGAGUGGGUCAGGAUCCACGUCCGGGCAGGGCGGUACAGGGCCCCCCAAUUUUUAGUUCGUCCCGGGCCCCCGAAAUCUCAGGACCGGCCCUGGCUGGAAGGGGAGGGCCACUCGAGCACCGAGAUCUACUUCGAUGACCACGCCCACGGCAGCACCGACCGCCUGAUGCGCCGCGGCGCCGACGCGAUGCAGACGUACGAGACGGCCACCUUUAGUGUCCACUCCAACGACUUCGUUGCCCGGGACAUCGCCUUCACCAACACGCACAACAGCGUCAACAAGAGUUGCGUCACCCAAGCGCUCGCGGCGCUGGUCGACGGUGAACGGAUCGCCUUCCACCGUUGUGCCUUCAGCGGCUUCGAGGACACGCUCUGCGACAACACCGGCCGGCACUACUUCCGUGAAUGCGUCAUCAAGGGCGGCGUCGACUUCAUCUUCGGCUACGCCCGGUCCAUCUACGAUGGCUGCACCCUCGUGUCCAACAUACCCCGGCGGUACGGCCGCCGCCGUGCCGGGUGGGUGACGGCGCACGCCGGGCAACACGCCGGCGACCCCGGAGGUUUUGUGUUCAAGGGCGGGGAGCUCCGAGGCACCGGGCGCCAGUAUCUCGGACGCGCGUGGAACAAGUACGCCACCGUCGUCUACUACCACGUGAACAUGUCCAGCGUCAUCGUACCGCAGGGGUGGGCUCCGUGGCACGCUGGCAGCGAGACUAACGACGUCGUAUUCGCAGAGGUUGGGUGCACCGGGCCGGGCUCAGACAUGGCUAGGAGAGUGCCGUGGGAGAAGCAUCUGACGGAGGCGGAGGUGGAGAAGUUCGUGGACAUGAGCUUCAUCGACGACGGUUGGCUAAGCAAGCAGCCAUAG